Acanthosepion pharaonis is the source of this 567-nucleotide messenger RNA. The record is from the annotation of a GenBank genome assembly. NCBI's taxonomy places the organism in Eukaryota, Metazoa, Mollusca, Cephalopoda, Sepiida, Sepiidae.
AUGUGUCAAAUUCUUAUCCUUCUUCUUCCCGGGUUUGGUUUUGAAGAUCCUUCAUUUUUCUUCACGAUUUUCUCCGUCAUAUUCUUCUCCUUCAUCUUUUUUCUUUUCCUCUUCCUUCUUUUUUCGUUUCCUUCCUUUCUUCUUUCGCUUUCUUCUUCUUUUUAUCUUUCCCUCUUAUUUUAUUUCCCGUCGCCAUUUUAUUUUUUCCUCUUCUUUCCCUCUUAUUCUUUUUCCUUUCCAUCGUCAUGUACUUAUUUUUCUUCGUCAUUUCCUUCCGCACCUUUCCGUUUUUUCUCUUUCUUUCUAUCUUUCAAUGCUUUUCUGUCUUUCUUUAACUGUCUGCUUUCUCCUCUUAUAUCUCUUUCUUUUUCUUUUCCCUUGUCGUUCUUGUAUUUUUUAUUCGUCUUCCCUUGCUUUUUUGCCUCUUUUUAUUCUCGUCGGCUCAUUUCUUAUUUCUCCUCUUUUAUUCUUUUUCUUUAUUCCUUUUUAUACUUUGUUAAUUUUUUUUCUUACUUUUCUCUUGAAUUCUUAUUUUAUUCGUCUUUUUUGUUAAAAUUUUCCAUGUAG